Hansenula ciferrii is the source of this 2874-nucleotide messenger RNA. RefSeq lists its product as uncharacterized. The transcript has a single exon. The coding region runs from base 1 to 2874 and encodes 957 amino acids. Lineage: Eukaryota; Fungi; Ascomycota; Saccharomycetes; Phaffomycetales; Wickerhamomycetaceae. Gene Ontology annotation, cellular component: cytosol. Gene Ontology annotation, molecular function: 5-oxoprolinase (ATP-hydrolyzing) activity. Gene Ontology annotation, biological process: glutathione metabolic process. The record is from RefSeq and is a predicted model, not a curated record.
AUGUCAAAGUAUCUGAUUGGGAUUGAUGUUGGUGGAACAAACACUGAUGCUGUACUAUUAGACCCAGCUUCAUCAGAUAAUGAUAGGGCUGUUAUAUCUUGGAAUAAACAAUUGACAUCUAAUGAUGUUUCUGGUGGUAUAAAGGACUCUAUCCUUGAAUUGUUCAAAUCAAAUGUUGGUGUUUCUAAAAAGGAUAUAUUAUCAGUAACCAUUGGUACAACACAUUUCAUCAAUUCUAUUGUGGAAAGGGAUCAAGCUAGAUUAGACAAAGUUGCAGUGAUUAGAAUAUGUGGUCCUUUCUCUCAUAACGUUCCCCCAUUUAGUGAUUUCCCUUCCGACUUAAAAAACCUAUUGAAUGGUUAUAAUGGACUUAUAGCUGGUGGUUAUCAUGUUGAUGGAUCAGAAAUUUUAGAGAUUGAUGAAGAGGAAAUAAGGUCUCAUGCUAGGAAAAUCAAACAAUUAGGAUUGACAGCUAUAGCUGUUACUGGUGUAUUCUCUCCAGCUUUUCAAGAUCAAGAACGCAAAGUUCUUGAAAUAUUACAAGACGAGAUUCCUUUAGCAAAUAUUGUUUUAUCUCAUGAUUUAAGUGGGAUUGGACUAUUAGAGCGUGAAAACCUAGCAAUUUUAAAUGCUGCUGUUAAGAAUUUUGCUAACAAAAUCAUCAAAGCUUUUUCUCAUGCUGUCAGGACAUCUGGUAUCGAUGCUCCUAUAUUGCUAACGCAAAAUGAUGGUACAGUUUUGACAAUAAAUGAAGCACUUAAGAUUCCAAUCAAAACUUUCUCAUCGGGUACGACGAAUUCAAUGAGAGGUGCUUCUUUCUUAUUGAAUAAAUUUAAAGGGGAAAACGUUAUUGUCUUAGAUGUUGGUGGUACUACAUUAGAUGGUGGUAUGUUACUAUCAAAUGGUUAUCCACGGAAAACUUCAUCUUAUUCAUUCAUUGGUGGUGUGAAAACAAGAUUAUCAAUGCCACAAGUUGAAAGUAUUGGUCUAGGUGGUGGCUCUAUUGUUAGAGUUCUUGAAAAUGAAAAAGUUACAAUUGGUCCAGAUUCUGUUGGUAAUGAUUUUAGUAAAUCCAUUGUUGGUGGUGGUUCAACACUUACAACUUCUGAUAUUGCUGUUUCAAUUGAACAAUCGUUAGAAAAUUCAGAUAAUGAUCCUAUUCUAUUAAUUGGUGAUAAAUCAAGAGUCACUAAUAAAGUUAGUAAUGACCUGAAAAAUGCUUAUAAUGUUGAAAUAUUAAGAAUGGUUGAAAAACUUAUUGAUAAGAUCAAAACUUCACCAGCUGACAUACCUGUAUUAUUAGUUGGUGGUGGUUCAUUUAUUUUACCACAAAGUAUAAAUGGUGCUUCUGAAGUUUGGAGACCUAAGUAUUACCAAGUUGCAAAUGCUAUUGGUGCAGCUAUAGGUAAAAUUAGUGCAGUUUCACAAAAAUUUGGCAAAGUAGAAGAUAAAGAAAAAAUAGUGGAGGAGUUAACUCAACAAGCUCGUGAAAAAGCUUUGAAUAAUGGAGCAUUAGAAAAUACCAUACAAGUUGUUGAUAUAGUUUCAGAGGAAUUACCAUAUGCCAACUUACAUAGAUUUGAAACAAAAGUUGUUGCAGAUGUUGAUUACACCAAGUUAAAACUCACAGUCCCAGAUGAACUACAAAAUGCAACAGAGAUCUAUGAUGAAUCGAGCGAACAGUUUGAAAAAAAACCAUUAAAGAAUGAAGGAGAUGAAUUUGUUAUGGGUGAUGUUGCUACCUAUAAACCGAAAAUUGUUGAUGAUGAAUGGAUAAUAAGUGAGACCGAUUUAGAAUUUUUAAGAAUAGGUACAUACAUUCUUGGAUGCGGUGGUGGAGGUGACCCAUACCCACAAUAUUUAAUUGCAAGAAACUUAUUAAGAAAAGGUCAAGUUAUGAAAGUUGUUGAUGUUGAUUUCAAACAAAAUUAUGAAUCUAUAUCAGUUGGAUUUUGUGGAUCUCCAACAGUUUCAACAGAAAGAUUACAAGGCUCAGAAAUCAAGACUGCAUACUCAUUAUUGAAUUUUAAAGGUGAUAUAGAAUCUGUAGUUUCAUUAGAGAUUGGUGGUGGUAAUGGGUUUCAAGGGUUAUUACUUGGUGCUGAAUUGAACGCAAAAGUUAUUGAUGCAGAUCUUAUGGGAAGAGCAUAUCCAAUGAUUUGGCAAAUAUUUCCUGUUGCAUUAUCAGAUGAACCUUUCUACUCACCAUGUGCCUUCAGUGAUGGUAAUGGUAAUGAUGUUAUGGUAUCUAAGACAAAGACAAAUCAACAUGCUGAAAAGAUUGUGAGAUCCGCAUUAUCAGAACUAGGUUCAUUUGUUGGUCUUGUAUCAUCAAUCAAAAAUGUUAACUCUUUAGUUAUAAGAAAUAGUAUUUCAUUAGCUUGGAGAAUUGGUAGAGCCGUUACAUUAGCAAAACAGAAAAGUGAUAUUGAAAAUUUACCAGAACAUAUCAUCAAAUCAGUUUCACCAACUGGUGCCAAAAAAUUAUUCACUGGUAAGAUUAUUGGAAUUGAAAAGAAAGUUCACAAAGGUUAUGUAUUCGGGGAAGUAAUUAUUGAAGAUGGGAAUCAUACUUUAAGAAUUCCAUUCCAAAACGAAAACAUAUACGCAGAACUUGACGGUGAAGUUGUUGCUUCUGUCCCAGACCUUAUCACUGUUAUAGAUGCUGAUACAGGUGAAGCAGUUGGUACUCCAGAUUAUAAAUAUGGGUUAUUAGUUGUUGUUUUGACAAUUGCUCCUUCGAACUUGUGGACAGAUACUGAAAAAGCUUUGAAACUUGGUGGACCUGAAGCCUUUGGACUUGAUAAUAUCAAAUAUAAAACAACUACAGAACCUUAUGUAAAGCCUCAUAGUGUUAUCGAGGAGUAUAAAUAA